AGUUCAAUCAUUACAGUCGUACAGUUCAAAGGAACAACAACAACAAACAGUGACCAGCACAAGCAGUCAUCAGCCACCUGCUAGUCACAUCCAACAGAACAAUUUUCCGUAAUCGAAAAAUCGAAAAACCAACCAUCAUCAUCAUGAGUGCGUUUAAGUUCGGAUUAGUAGUGUUAUCGGCAUGCGUGUGCUUGGCUUCGGCCGAUCCGAUCCCCGCAGCGGCGGCAAGACAAGACGAUGGAUGCACCGGCAACCAGGACUCGUUCGCAUGCGCACAAAUGCAAUUCUACCGUGCUGCCCGAUCUUUCUUCGACCAAGACAAGGUCGAUUUGUUAGGAGGAUUGUCGCUUGUCAAGACCGAGAAGAAAGGUAGGUCCCUUGCUGAGAAUACCGAAGAUAUCAACAACGUAGAGAACGCCAAGGACGCCAAUGACCGUGAAACCGCACUCGAAGACUUCACCAUGCACAAGGUAAUGCGUUUCUUCCAAGAAAGAACUCUCCACUGGAACUUGUCGCCAAUCGUCACCGAAGUGUCCGAAACCGCCCGCAGCGUCGUUGACCAAAUCCCAACUCAAUUCAAAUCCAAAAUCACCAACUACAUCGAAGAAGGUCGUGGUCUGCUCAAGAAGAAGAAGUUCUUGAAACAUCUUAUCCCACUCUUGAUCGCUCUUAAAGUCAAAUUAUCCGCCUUUGUUGUCAUCGCCUACGUCGUCAUCGCUUUGAUCGCCAAGAAGGCUCUGUUAGCCAGCGUCAUCUCUCUGCUCGUUUCCGGAUUCAUUGGUAUCAGAAAAUUGUUGGCCGCUCAACACCACGUACCUCACCAUGAAGUGAUCGAGACACACGCCGGACACAGCAGCUACGGUAGCAGCGCCCCAAGCGGUUACAGCGCAUCCAGCUCCGGAUGGGACAGCUACGGAGGAGGACACGACGCCCACGGAUCAUACUCCAACAACGUUGGCCAGACCUUGGCCUACGGUGGACAAAAGCCAGCUGCCAGAUAGAGACUACGACGUGAACGGCAAGCCUGACUAUUUGUAUAUAUAUAAUAUUUGUGCAUGGUCUUGCCCGCCGCAGUUCAAAGAUGGCAAAUCAACAUCAGCAAAAAAAAAAAAAAAACUCACAAAUUAUUUAUUUUAAAUUAUCAUCGACUCCGACGCGGCGCAACCCGUAACUCACACGACACCGGGACGACGAGCCAUCGACUGCCGACAUUUUUUAUCCAAACUAUCGAUGAUUCGACUACUCGUGUUUAUUUACGACGACUACUACGAUAGGGACCACGUGACUGACAUACACUUAUUACCGACGCGACUUUAAUAUAAUAUCAUCAUCCUCUCGUCAUAUUCCCGACUCGUUAAUUAUUUAUUUUUAAUUUUUAUAAUAAUUUAUAUAACUCUUACUUGGUAGGUUGACAUUACCCGACAAACCCGAAACGGACAUGGUGUCAUCCACACGACUGACACGUUGACUGAACGUAUAUAAUAUAUUUACCAUAAUUUAUUUUCAAAAAUAACCAUAACGCAUAUAUUUUAUAGCAUAAUAUUAUAAUGACAAAUAGAUAUGUGCCAAAGACAUAAUCAUAAUAAUAAUAUACCAACAAUUAUAAUAAUAUAACGUGUAGGACAUGACUGACUUUAUAGCCCCACUCGUUGACUUCACUGACUUUGACCAUCGUCAUUAUGUACUGUAAUGACGACGAUCAAAAUAACGACCAUUACUACAGACAACACUAUAGCUGACAUUGUAUAACCGACUCGAUUAGCUUAUCCGCUCAUUAUACUUAGUCGUAUCGGACGUAAGAUAAUAAUAUUUAUUUAUUUUUACCCGUUUUGUAAAAGAUUUGUAUUUUUUAUUUAAUAAAUAAACGCAUUUAGUUAUUGCCAAAGAAAAUGUCAAUACGAAAGUUA
Messenger RNA from Rhopalosiphum padi (bird cherry-oat aphid), 1907 nucleotides. RefSeq lists its product as uncharacterized. Bases 144 to 1001 code for a protein of 285 amino acids. The transcript is spliced from 4 exons. NCBI's taxonomy places the organism in Eukaryota, Metazoa, Arthropoda, Insecta, Hemiptera, Aphididae. The record is from RefSeq and is a predicted model, not a curated record.